Molecule: messenger RNA, 2109 nt
Organism: Pocillopora damicornis (cauliflower coral)
Lineage: Eukaryota; Metazoa; Cnidaria; Anthozoa; Scleractinia; Pocilloporidae
Biological process (GO): pre-miRNA processing
Cellular component (GO): cytoplasm; nucleus
Molecular function (GO): zinc ion binding; mRNA binding
Source: RefSeq, a predicted model, not a curated record
CAAAAACAAAAAAAGAGAGAGAAUAUUAAGGCUUGAAAAAGUGCGGUAAACAUUUUCCGCGGAUCAUUUUCGAUCAUCUGCAGGAAACGUCGAAGACAACACCUGGGUUAUUUCAAUGACUAUUCAAAGCUUUCCCACAGUAAUCUUACCUUCGGCCAACAAAUGCGUUAUCGUUAGAAUUAUCUCCAUGGCCUCUAGUGCAUGGAUUAGCAGAUAUGAAACGUGGAAAAAUAAUUAAAAGUUAUAACCCAAGUAGGAGCAGUCAAUGAAACCGCCAACAGGCAUUAAAAUUUUUUGAUAUUCAUAAAAAAGUACUUUACACGAUUUUCAAAAAAAGUUCAAAUUUUCUCAGAAGGUGUUCUUUUUUCGAUGAUAUCAACUACUGAUAUCGUCCUUGAAAACGCCACUUAUCGCGAGUCGCAUUACAAAGAACAGCUUUGAAUAAUUGCCUGUGUCGCCAUCAAAAACCGGAAUCAGGAGAAGCCAAUCGAAAGCAGAAUUUCCCGGGGCAUGCUAUAAAUCAGUUAUUCUUUUAUAUUAUUGUUGACACACUUUUCUUUGUGGCGCUAAAAUAAGAUUACUUACGAGUUGUAGAUGAGUUGUCCCAUUGGUUCGUAGAUAAACGAAAGCCCAGGGCUUCGAGUUAUUAAAUAUGCCACAAUUCAGUGAUAGAUAAGAAGCAUUUCAUCGUCUCCGCGGCUUUUUGAUAGAAAUGGCCACUGAAACGUAUGCCACAUUUAGGUAAAUCUUGAUGUAUUCUUUAGAUCGCUCGCAUAUUUCAGUAGCGAUUCCAUUCAGUUCUGGUGACAAAAGACUUCUGGGCAAAUGUCAGAAGGCGAAGAUACCAAAGGCCAAGAUCAGCUAAUUACUGGCUCGGUAAAAUGGUUUAAUCUUGCCAAAGGGUUCGGUUUUAUUACGAGAGACGAUGCGAAAGGAGAUGUCUUUGUUCACCAAAGCGCCAUAAAAUCAAAAGGAUACCGCAGCCUCGAGGAAGGAGAGAAAGUUCAAUUCAAAACAGUCAGUUCAGAUAAAGGAACGAUUGCUGUUUUUGUGACUUCCCCGGAUGGCGGAAACGUCAGAAGCUUGUCACGAAAAUGCCGCGUUAAGAAAGGCGCUCGAAAGUACACGAGUCUCUGUUACAACUGCAACAUGAAUGGACACAGAAUGAAAAACUGUCCGUAUGCGAGGCGAGUCGAACGAACAUGUCACAAAUGUGGGUCGCAAAGUCAUCUGAUAAGAACGUGUCCAAAGCUGCUGGAGCAGCUAACUGAAUUACGCUCUGAUCAAAGAAGAGAAAGACAUAGAAUCUUUGAUGAAAGGAACUUUUCACCUACCGACUCGGCAAAGCAGCCGCAAGACCACUCAUAAGUUGCUUGCAAAAUUCUCACCCUUUUCCUCGAGGAAAACGAACCUCACAGUAAACAAGGAGUUGAUAGCAACGGGAUGUGCAUAUUUCUUGUGAAAUCCAGAGUUUCUGGACAAGACACAUGACCGACGUCAUAAGAGAGUGCAGUUGAGGGAAUCUUAUCAGGAUCUUUAGAAGUCCUAUACAUGUGCAAGUCAAAUCAAAGAGUAGCAAUACUUCUGCAUGGUCACUUCAUGCAAGAGAAAUCGGAAUACGCCCUGUUUGAGCGCCACCGGAUGAGAGCCACUAGGAUCCUGAUCUGGUUCUACUACAAGUUGCUCUACACGCAGAUAAGAGGUCAAUCUCGACGACCGUGAAAAAAAAUGUGGUUUUUUCAACAGAGUCGAUAAUAUGAAUUAACCACCGUAAAGAACUUCUAAGCUGAAAUUUCGAGCGUUAACCGUUGGUCAGGGCGAAUGUAAAGAAUUUUGGACAUUUUGGCCGUUUCGAUAAGGUAUAUAAUGAGGUGGAACACCACAGCGUACUCUGGUGUGACACUCAAGCAUUCUUAGGCCCCUAAAUAUCGGGUCCCUAAAUAUCAACACUUAAAUGUAACGGGCUUAAAAGGCCUUGCCGCAGGCUCCAGAAGUCAGUGUUUUAGCCAAAAUGGAUUUUGUGCGGAAAAUCAAAUGAAUAGAUUCUCGAUAAAAAGGGAAAUUAUGUCCACUUCAUCCGAACAAAAAUACACCAGAUACUUCCAUUAA